AUGGGCGAUUUACAGGAAUACGUAGAAGUUAUUUGCUUCAUUUUUCUUACUUUACUUAUUGUUUUUGGAACUGUUGGAAAUAUUGUUUCUCUUGUAAUUUGGAGCCGGGGAAGUAACAGUAAAUUGUUGGUGUGUUCUACAUAUUUUAAGCUUGUGUCAGUGAGUGACAUAUGUGUUCUUCUUCUCCCAGGCAUAUAUGAACUUCUCAGACUUUAUCCUGUGAGGUACGUACUGACUGAAUACAAUGAUUUUCUCUGCAAGAGUGUUACAUUUGGAAGACUUUUCAUGACACAGAUAUCUACAUGGCUUGUUGUUGCCGUCACAAUAGAGAGAGUGUCAAGUAUAUUAUUCCCACUGAAAUACAACCUUGCCGGUGCAAGGAAACGGGCAUACAUGGUCGGCCUGAUCAUAUCUAUUUUCUCCUGUUUAGUCAAUUCAUUAUUUUUCUUUGGAAUGGACAUUAAGUUUGACCAGAAAGGGCAGCUUGGGUCUUUCUAUUCAGAAAGACAAAAAGAGAGCGUAUUUGCUCAGAUGCAUGGAAUUGAUUUGGAUAUUCUGAACGGAUCGUGCAAUUAUGAAGAUAAAAAUGCUAUUGUAGGAUUUCAGAACUUGGCAGGAACAAGGCAACAAAGUGAAACCUUUACAGAUUUUCUGAAUAGGACAACAGCAAGUUCGACAAAUGAAACAGACUUAGUUGAAGAGAGAGUAUGUGAUUUUGUGAAUUUACCCAGAACAGUAGAACGGGUUGCAUGGACUGUUAAUUAUGUUGUAAUGAUAUGUGUUAUGCCCUUGUCAAUCAUUAUUCUUUGCAACAUAGCGAUUCUAUUUAGACUUUCCUUUACGCAUAGGCCUCUGAACUCUGCUACUAAGAGCAACAAAAGCAGUUUAGCAGUUUUAACAAGACUUGUAUUAGCUAUUGGAAUAGUUUUCACCUUGUCAACUUUACCUAUGGCAUUAUAUGUGCUAAGACAUUUGGAACGUGUGGGAAGAACAUUGGACGUGCUUGAGAUAGACAUUUUACCAACAGUUGCGAGAUCACUCUUUUGUCUGAACAAUGGAACGAAUUUUAUCUUAUACUUCAGUUCAGGAGAAAAGUUCCGAGAAGAUUGCAAACAUUUGUUUAAAUCUGUUUUCAAGUGCUGCAGACAUACACGAAAGAUUAACUUGGAGCUGAUACAAAUUAAAUAUUGA
Messenger RNA from Mercenaria mercenaria, 1191 nucleotides. RefSeq lists its product as uncharacterized. The transcript has a single exon. Gene Ontology annotation, biological process: G protein-coupled receptor signaling pathway. Gene Ontology annotation, cellular component: plasma membrane. The record is from RefSeq and is a predicted model, not a curated record. Bases 1 to 1191 code for a protein of 396 amino acids. NCBI's taxonomy places the organism in Eukaryota, Metazoa, Mollusca, Bivalvia, Venerida, Veneridae. Gene Ontology annotation, molecular function: G protein-coupled receptor activity.